ACCAAUCUAUCAAAAAAUCUAAUCUCAACACGCACAAAAGGUCUAAAAGCCACACCACACACAUCAGUCACCAGACGUAGCAGCAGAGACCACUGUACUACACAGAGAGCACUCAGUACUAUUCUGAGUUCUGACCCUCUCUCUCUCUCUCUCUCCUCUUAAACACUGUCAACUAAAACUUUUUUUGAUUUUUCUUCAAACGAAAAAUUAAAAAUCUUGGCUUUUAAGACUCACUCGCUCAUAUCACUGUGCUGCUCUCUUCUCUUUUUGCUGAAGAGGGUUAAAGUUUCCAAGUCAUGAAACUCUUUUUUCAAUAAACAAAAAAAAAGCUCUCAUCUUUUUAUCUCUCUGAUGGGUGGUUUAAUCGAUCUGAACGUAACGGACGAACAAGAAGAAGAAACGACACCGUCUUCAGGCUCAGGGUCUCUCUCUCCUUGUGAUUCUUCGUCUUCAGCUUCUGCGUUUGGUGUGAGUGGGUCUUCUUCAAGAAGCUCCUCGUCUGGGGUUUGUCUGGAGUUGUGGCACGCUUGCGCUGGACCCCUCAUCUCUCUCCCGAAAAGAGGAAGCCUCGUGUUGUAUUUCCCUCAGGGACAUUUAGAACAAGCCCCCGAUUUCUCCGCCGCGAUUUACGGGCUCCCUCCUCACGUGUUCUGUCGUAUUCUUGAUGUCAAGCUUCACGCAGAGACAGCUACUGAUGAAGUGUAUGCUCAAGUCUCUCUGCUUCCUGAGUCUGAGGACAUUGAGAGGAAGGUGCGUGAGGGAGUGAUAGAUGUUGAUGGUGGAGAGGAGGAUUAUGAGGUGCUUAAGAGGACUAAUACACCUCACAUGUUCUGCAAAACCCUCACUGCUUCUGAUACAAGUACCCAUGGAGGCUUCUCUGUUCCUCGCCGUGCUGCUGAGGAUUGCUUCCCUCCUCUGGACUAUACUCAGCCCAGGCCUUCUCAGGAGCUUCUUGCCAGGGAUCUUCAUGGCCUGGAGUGGCGUUUUCGCCACAUUUAUCGAGGACAACCUAGGAGGCAUUUGCUCACUACAGGGUGGAGUGCGUUUGUGAACAAGAAGAAGCUUGUCUCUGGUGAUGCUGUGCUUUUCCUCAGAGGUGAUGAUGGCAAACUGCGCUUGGGAGUUAGAAGAGCUUCUCAAAUCGAAGGCGCUUCUGCUUUCUCCAGUCAUUAUAAUCAGAAUAUGAACCACAACAAUUUCGCUGAAGUAGCUCAUGCCAUAUCCACCAAUAGCGCUUUCAACAUUUACUACAACCCCAAGGCAAGCUGGUCAAACUUCAUAAUCCCUGCACCAAAGUUCUUGAAGACUGUUGACUAUCCAUUUUGUAUCGGUAUGAGAUUCAAAGCAAGGGUUGAGUCUGAAGAUGCUUCUGAGAGAAGAUCCCCUGGGAUAAUAACUGGAAUCAACGACUUGGAUCCUAUCAGGUGGCCUGGUUCUAAAUGGAGAUGCCUUUUGGUGAGGUGGGACGACAUUGAGGCCAAUGGGCAUCAUCAACAGCGCAUCUCACCAUGGGAGAUAGAACCAUCUGGUUCAAUCUCCAGUUCAGGCAGCUUCGUAACAACUGGUCCCAAGAGAAGCAGGAUUGGCUUUUCCUCAGGAAAGCCUGACAUCCCUGUCUCUGGUUCUGGUGCCACAGACUUUGAGGAAUCUCUAAGAUUCCAGAGGGUCUUGCAAGGUCAAGAAAUUUUUCACGGUUUCAUCAACACCUCUUCGGAUGGUGGUGCUGGUGCCAGGAGAGGCCGGUUCAAAGGAACGGAGUUUGGUGACUCUUAUGGGUUCCAUAAGGUCUUGCAAGGUCAAGAAACGGUUCCCGCUUACCCAAUGAUGACCGAUCAACGGCACCAGGGGAUGAGCCAGAGGAACAUUUGGUGUGGUCCGUUCCAGAACUUUAGUACACGUAUCCUCCCUCCAUCUUCGGUCCACGUGUCUUCACCACUACCCUCAAGCGGUACUAACGUGCGUCUGGAAGAUCAUCACGGAGGUUCAGGGAGGUGCAGGCUGUUUGGUUUCCCGUUGAGGGAUGAGACCACGGCGGUUGGGUCUGGGAUGGUUGUUGGCCCUUGCGUUGAAGGGCAAAAUGGGAGUUCUAUAAGAGGUGGUGUUUCUGCUGUUCAAGGCAAUCAUCAUGGCAGGGACAUAUAUGGAAUGAGAGAUAUGUUGCUAGACAUUGCUCUCUAGUGUUGUUUGAUUUAUGUGUGUUUUGUAUGCUUGUGGCUUAUGUAUGUUUUUAGUUUUUUUUUUAUUAUUAUGGAUGACUUGGCUAGCUAACUUUCCGAUGUCACAAGUUGAUGACUUUUGUAAACUUGGUUGUUUCUUUACAAGAAUGGUUUUUAUUGUUAGGUUGAAGUUAUGAAAAAGUAUUUUCUUUGAUU
Molecule: messenger RNA, 2372 nt
Organism: Brassica oleracea var. oleracea
Lineage: Eukaryota; Viridiplantae; Streptophyta; Magnoliopsida; Brassicales; Brassicaceae
Product: auxin response factor 3-like
Exons: 9
Coding region: 352-2178 (608 amino acids)
Biological process (GO): regulation of DNA-templated transcription; response to hormone
Cellular component (GO): nucleus
Molecular function (GO): DNA binding
Source: RefSeq, a predicted model, not a curated record